AUGGAUUUCCCGAUCCUGGCCCCACACCUGCUAACACACUGGUUGCUUCAGCGGGGAAAGAUUAGCAUCGACCGAGCUGCUUCAGAAUCUUUCUGGAUGCACUUCCAGAAGCAGAAGGCUCCUUGGAUGGAGGGGUUCGACUCAACGGACUUCGUACCGCUGGCCAUAUAUGGUGAUGAAGCGGAGUACACUAUCACUAAGGAGAAAAUCUUGGUCCUGUACAUCAGCUUCCCGAUGUUCGAGGGUUCGAAGACGGUGUUUGGCAGCCGCUUCCCGGUGUUCUGUAUCCGCUCCGAAAGAUUGUUUGGAUACGAUACGAUCGGGCCAGUAUUUGACUUCUUAAGUUGGAGCGUGAACACAAUGUAUUCGGGAACUUUCCCUGCAAAGAACCUGGCUGGUGAUGAUUUGCGAGGCCUAGGCCCAAACAUGAUGCCAAACGACCCAAUGUACAACGGCUACAAGUUUCGACUCGUGGAACUCCGUGGCGACUGGAAACACCAUCUACAUACCUUCAAACUGGCGAGCCACUGGUCGUGCAACGACGUUUGUCACUGCUGCAAGGCGUCGAAAACGAACAUGCUUUAUCCGUACACAGACUUUGUACGUCAGCCACGGUGGCUGUGCACAAUGAGGACCCAUGCACAAUUUUUGGCAGAACAACUGAAUGAGCCGAUCAACUCACUAUGCUACACGGCCAGGUUCCACUAUCACUUGAUUCGUUUUUGCUCCGUCCACACGGUACAACUGGGGAUAGCUCAGUUUUGUCACGGCGGUUGCUUAUAUGAGCUUUUCCAGGUUCAGUGGUUUCGCGGCGAUGACAAGGCAUCGAAGCUGAGACAUGCCUUCAUUUGCUUUAAAGACUUUAUCCGGAAACACAAAAUUCAGUGUUCCCAACCCCCGUUCAAAAGCUACAUGUACGUCACUUCGGGGGAAGAGUACUGUUUCUUUGGUAGCAAAGCAUCUUGGCACGAUUUCAAACAAUUGCAUUCUUCGGAUCAGUUUCCAAUAUAA
This is a messenger RNA of Symbiodinium sp. CCMP2456, 1011 nucleotides long. Lineage: Eukaryota; Dinophyceae; Suessiales; Symbiodiniaceae. The record is from the annotation of a GenBank genome assembly.